[Torrubiella] hemipterigena is the source of this 3251-nucleotide messenger RNA. NCBI's taxonomy places the organism in Eukaryota, Fungi, Ascomycota, Sordariomycetes, Hypocreales, Clavicipitaceae. The record is from the annotation of a GenBank genome assembly.
GAAACAUCACGAGCUCGGUUUUCUUUGCCGACGCAGCGUCUUUAUUUUCGUCCGACGGGUUAUAUUGGAGAAUUUGAGGGAAUUGGAAUUAGCGGUCGACAUGAGUUCCAAGAAAUACGCCUUCCUUCCUAUGGAAGACAGCGAGGUCGGCCCUCAAAAGGUUUCCAAAGACAAGAAGCAUCGCAGACGACACCGAGAUCGUGAUCACGAUAGAGACCAAGACCGAGACCGAGAUGAUCGAAGGCAUAGAGACCGAAGCCGUGAACGGAGUGAUCGCCCCUCGAAAUCAUCAAGACAUCAUCGCGACGACAGCCGUUCAAGGUCUCCACGACAUAACACCUCUAGCCGACACACGUCUUCCAAGUCGUAUCGCAAACGCGACAACGACGCUGCCUUUGAAGAUCGCUGGGCAGACGAAGAACAAGAAGAAGAGCAACAAAUGGACGAAUCAGACAGACAAGAGUCGGCCAACAAACGAAUCAAAAUCGACCACGAAGAAACGCCCGACGAUGAGCUUUCCGAUGGCGCGCGAGAGGAGCGCAAUCGACAAAAGGAUAUUGAAGAGCGAGAGGCCUUUGCGAAGCGACUUAGGGAAAAAGACGGUGGCAAAUCGAAAAAGGAUCACCGAGAUGGUGAGGCGUCUGCUCGUCGACAACUAGCCGAUGAUGCCGUCGCCCGAGAAGCUGCCAUGCCUGGCUUGCGCGAACGCGCGCGUCAAGAAUAUCUUAAGAAGCGAGAGGUCGAACGAUUGGCGUUGCUGCGAAAGCAAGUUGCCGACGAAACCGCCGAACUGGAAAGUGGUGUACGCUUGUCAGAAAGGGAAAAAGCAGAUUUUGCCCAAAAUAGAGAGAUUCUGCGACUAGCAGAGGAGAGAUUACGAAUUGACGACCACCGCGAUGGCUACGUAAUGCCAGAGGAUUACAUCACUGAAAAAGGAAAGCUGGAUCGCAGAAAGAAGGAGGACGCCAUGUACAAACGAUAUGUUGACCGCGAUGAGCAAGGCCAAGAGAGGUUUCUCACAGAGCACGACGAAUGGGAGCGUGACCAAGCAUCCAAGAUCAAAUCUCAGAUUAGCCGACCCGAGUUGGUAAACGAAGACUACGACUAUGUCAUGGACGAUACACAAUACAUUCAGUGGACCUUGGACUCGAGAAUGGCUGGCGAGAAUCCCGAUGGCCUUACCAAAGAACAGCGGUUCUUGAAGGAGCAGAUCGACGCCGCCGAGAAGAAGGCACUAAGCAUUCAAGAGACGCGAAAUAGUUUGCCCAUUUACCAGUAUAGGGACGAAUUCUUGGCUGCGCUUGAAGACCAUCAAAUCAUUGUCAUUGUCGGUGAAACCGGCAGUGGUAAAACAACACAGCUUCCCCAAUAUUUACACGAAGCAGGCUACACUAAGAAUGGCCAAAAGGUCGGAUGUACUCAACCCCGUCGAGUUGCCGCCAUGAGUGUUGCUACCCGUGUUGCAGAAGAAAUGGGCGUCAAGGUCGGAAACGAAGUCGGCUAUUCAGUACGAUUUGAUGACAACACGAGUGACAAGACAAUAGUCAAGUACAUGACUGACGGUAUGCUUCUUCGAGAAUUCAUGACUGAGCCUGACUUGGCAGGCUACUCAGCUCUGAUGAUUGACGAAGCCCACGAACGUACUGUCCAUACUGAUAUUCUACUUGCGCUCGUCAAAGAUCUUGCAAGAGAACGCAAAGAUCUCAAGCUACUGAUUUCCUCCGCCACCAUGAAUGCAGAGAAGUUUGCAGCGUAUUUUGAUGAUGCGCCCAUUUUCAAUAUCCCUGGCCGAAGAUACCCAGUCGACAUUUACUACACGCCAGCACCCGAAGCAAACUAUCUGGCUGCCGCCAUCACCACUGUCUUUCAAAUACACACUACCCAAGGCAAGGGUGACAUUCUCAUCUUUUUGACUGGUCAGGAUGAGAUUGAGGCAGCAGAACAGGAGAUUGCUGAAACAGCCAAAAAGCUCGGUAACAGAGUCAAGGAGCUAGUGAUUUGCCCGAUUUAUGCAAACCUGCCUUCUGAGCUACAAGCGAAAAUCUUUGAACCGACUCCAGAAGGAGCCCGCAAAGUAGUCUUGGCGACAAACAUUGCCGAAACCAGUUUGACUAUUGACGGCAUCGUCUACGUUAUCGAUCCUGGCUACGUCAAGGAGAACGUGUAUAACCCGGCCACUGGCAUGUCGAAUCUCAUUGUUGUGCCAUGCUCGAGAGCUUCUGCAAACCAGCGAAGUGGUCGUGCUGGCCGUGUCGGACCGGGUAAAUGCUUCCGCUUGUACACCAAGUUUGCGUAUAUGAACGAAAUGGACGAGUCGCCAACGCCAGAAAUUCAGCGAACCAACUUGAAUAGUGUUGUGCUUCAGCUAAAGUCUCUUGGCAUCAACGAGUUACUCGAUUUUGAAUUCAUGGACCCGCCGCCCACAGAGUCUCUCAUCGGAGCUCUGAACCAACUGUUUGCCUUGCAGGCACUGAACCACAAGGGCGAACUGACGAAACUGGGGCGCCAAAUGGCUGAAUUUCCGACUGAGCCGACGCUGGCCAAGGCUGUUUUGGCGGCUGAUAAGGAGGGCUGUGUCGAAGAGGUGCUAUCUAUUGUUUCUAUGCUCGGAGAGGCAUCUGCGCUAUUCUUCCGACCAAAGGACAAGAAGAUUCAUGCCGACAGUGCAAGGAACCGCUUUACCAUCAAGGAUGGAGGCGACCAUAUCACACUACUUAACAUCUGGAAUCAGUGGGUUGACAGCGACUUCUCCCCUGUAUGGUCAAAGGAGAACUUCCUGCAGCAGAGAUCAUUGACCCGUGCUAGAGAUGUGCGUGAUCAACUUUCGAAGCUUUGCGAGCGCGUGGAAGUUGCGCCAUCAACAUGCGGCGCUACAAACAUCAUCCCUAUCAAGCGAGCCAUUACGGCUGGCUUCUUCCCCAACGCAGCUAGACUGCAGCGAAGUGGUGACAGCUACCGCACGGUCAAGAGCAAUGCCACCGUAUGGGUCCAUCCCAGCAGUGUCUUGAUGUCUGUUAACCCGCCAGAGAAAAUGGUGGUGUACUUUGAACUGGUGCAGACUACAAAGGAGUAUAUGCGCAGCGUUAUGCCUAUUGAAGCGAAAUGGCUUGCGGAACUAGCGCCGCAUUUCCAUAAAAAGAAGGAUAUCGAAGAACUCGAAGAAAAGAAGAUGCCAAAGAGGAGAUAGCCUAUUAGUAGCGACAUUACUUGAAUAUACCCCGAAUCAGUACACACAUGCCACAAAUCACACA